Messenger RNA from Ilyonectria robusta, 753 nucleotides. RefSeq lists its product as uncharacterized. The record is from RefSeq and is a predicted model, not a curated record. The transcript has a single exon. NCBI's taxonomy places the organism in Eukaryota, Fungi, Ascomycota, Sordariomycetes, Hypocreales, Nectriaceae. The coding region runs from base 116 to 457 and encodes 113 amino acids.
UACACAGCCAACAUGUAUGCAUUCACGUGGAAUACGAUCCAGACGGCGCUCAAAACCCCAGUUCACCGGCCAUUAGAAGGCGACGGCGACUUUCGGCUCAUUCAACUUGUACCUGAUGCGGCAAACUCCUCACAGGGUGGUUUUCGUGUCGCACUUCAACACUUUACCCUCAAAGAUGCGCCUCCCUUUCAUGUACUGUCCUACACCCGAGGUCCCUCGAUCAAUCGGUGGAUUACCGCGGAGUGGGACAGAGUCAUUGGCUGCUCGCAUUUCAGCGACACAGACGCACCGAGUAAUCCGAACGCUCAGUGCAAGCCGAGGGCUUCGAGAAAGCCAGAAGUUCAGAGUGAGCCAGAAGUUCAGAGUAAACUGGACGCUCAGACUAAAACAGAUGCUCAAACCCAACCAAACGGAUCUUCCGGAGAAUCCUGGGCAGGCUCAUUGGCAGGCUCAUUAGCAAACCGCAUCAUAUCGGCUUUUCCAACUAAAGUCGUGUCAAAGACGGACUUGGUGAGCAUCAAGGUGAACGGCGGGCAGCUCAAGGUCCACCAGAGCGUUGUCGACUUUCUCCAGAUGGCGUACCAACAGCAAAGGUACCGCCCACGAGACCUGAUGCGCAUCGACCCAGACAGCAAAGCAGACUCUAAGACGGAAGAAACGUACUUAUGGGUUGAUUCUAUUUGCAUCAAUCUCGAAAAUGCCGAAGAGCGUGACCGUCAGGUGACGCAACUAGGAAGCAUCUACAAAACCGGG